Paramuricea clavata is the source of this 1062-nucleotide messenger RNA. The record is from the annotation of a GenBank genome assembly. NCBI's taxonomy places the organism in Eukaryota, Metazoa, Cnidaria, Anthozoa, Malacalcyonacea, Plexauridae.
AUGAUUAAAGUCUGCCAGAAAACAUCGCGCGACGACUUUACGGGAAUAGCUGCUUUGUCGGUGAAUGGCGAGUCAAUAAGUAAUCCAUUAGACAGAGCUAUGUACUCGACAACAUCAAAUACCAAUAGUAUUGUCGGGCUUUUGGCUACCUCAGUGAAUGAUGCUCCUACAUCUGAAGCCUUGUCUAUGACUGACAUUCAAACGGAAGAUCAUAGUAAGGUGAGCCCUAAAUCUAUUUAUCAGAAGUCACCGAGUGUUCAUCAGUGUGACUGUAAUUGCAAGCUCUUAACUGUUGAACUGGAAGGGGUUAAGUUGGAAUUGGUGUUGAUGCAAAAGGAUAUUGAGUCUAAAACAUUCAUAGCCAAUACAACAAAUGAAGGUGAUAAAAUUAAACAAUUAGAACGGGAUUUGGUUAUUGAAAGAGAAAGGUGUAGUCAACUUGAGGAAGAUAUAUCUGUCUUAAUAAGAGGCAGACACGCUGAAUUAAUUGAACUGAAUCAAACCAUUGCCUCCCUUGAUAACAAGAUUAAGACAAGCGAAGCACUAAAUGAGUCCCUCGCGCAAGUGAUUGUGCGUAUAAAUACACAAAAACCAGGUUCGAAUUCAAAAGAAAGUGCCGUGAAUACAUGCAAAUCGAAAAAAGAACACUCUCGGGAGGCUAAUUUAACCGAAGCUAUCCCAGUGGAACCAAUUAUGCUGGGUAAUGUAAAAUCUGACUUGCAAAUUAUUUAUCCAAGCGAUAAUAAUGUCAAUGAUCCUUUGUCGUCUGCUCCCAAUUUGGUUAACUGUGAUCUACACGUAAGUUUAGACAAAGCAGAUGAUAGUGUAAUAAAUGAGGCUAGUCCAGUGGAUCGAGCAAAAUCGUUAGGUAAUUUAUGCAACAAUUAUUGUAUGCGAUCUGAUACGUAUAUUGAAGAAAUAGCAAGGCCCAGUAAUACAAGAACUGUGGACACAAGUAAAGUAGAGCAAGUCAUGAAACCCCGGCAAUCCAAUGCAUGGUUAAAUUUUUUGCCCUUUAUUGAAGUUCCUUACAAACCACUUUCAAGAAAGAAAAGUGACCCG